UCAGCCCCAGGCAGAAACACCGAGUGGUGACCUGUCCUUGUCUCAGACCCAACUUCAGCGAGCUGGAUUAUCACAAAAAUGUAUAAAACUGUUCUAAUUUCCUUUCUUGCCAGGCCCGAGCGCCGCUGGAGGUUGCAGCCCCGCGGGCAGAGCACUGAGGAACAUUUGCCUCCACGUCAGCUCCUGUUAGCCUGGAAGGGACCAUACCCUGUCCCUCUGCAUCACAGGGCUUCCAGAGCCAGACCAAGAGCUGGCGAGAACAGCACAGGUGCCUGCAAGGACGUGGCCACACCACAGACGUGCUCCCCAGGACGGGCAGGGCCCCUGCUCCCAAUCCAUCACCGCAGCACCCCGCGAGCCGCCGGCAGCACCCCGAGUGUCCCCGCUGGCUGCCGGGAAGGAACCACUCUCCCUCCACCACCACUGCUCGUUUUACCAGCUUGGGCCCUUAAGCUUAUGGAAGAUACCGACGGCAAAGAGCGACAUGAAGCCAGGAGGUGUCCCGGAGGGCAGCGUGGAGCCCAGCAGGGCAGGGAGAGGAGGUUCCCAGCCUCUCCCACCACAUCCCAAGCCCCCGGGGUCCAGCGGGCUCUGAUAAAUCCCGGCUCACGAAGAAGCACUGAAGCCGGCCAAGAGAGCGAUUCGCAUUUCGCACUUGUGCAAGAAUUUAAUGCAGCGGGAGCAGAGGAAAGCCGUGGAGCUGCCGGGACCUCGGUGUGCCGAGCUGGGCAGCAUCGGGCGUGCCGAGAGCCCGCAGCGAAACCAUCGCUCCCUCGGCACCGCCAGAGCCCUCCACCGAAAAAGCGGCAGUUUGGGGCUUGUUGGGGCAUGAAAAUCCAAGCGGUUCCCCCAGCGUGCGACUGCCGGGGCUCUCCCCGCCUGCCUCCGGCGCCGGCGAGGCGUGGGCGGCGAGCGGAGCGCGCCCCGAGAACCGCCAUGAGCUCCUCGGAGGAGAGGGAAACGCUUCUGACAGGCAGCUGCCGCACACAACCGGCAGCGGGGCCGCCGCUCGCUGCCACAUGGGGACAGACAGACAGACAGACAGACGGGCACGCGCGCGGCUGGGGUGGGGUUGGGGGCGGCGGGCAAGGCAAUCUCCCCCAGCCCGAGCUUCCCCGCUGCCGCCGCGACCUCUGGCUCUGA
Chiroxiphia lanceolata (lance-tailed manakin) is the source of this 1143-nucleotide messenger RNA. RefSeq lists its product as uncharacterized. Bases 79 to 1143 code for a protein of 354 amino acids. The record is from RefSeq and is a predicted model, not a curated record. The transcript has 3 exons. Lineage: Eukaryota; Metazoa; Chordata; Aves; Passeriformes; Pipridae.